This is a messenger RNA of Xyrichtys novacula (pearly razorfish), 7925 nucleotides long. The record is from the annotation of a GenBank genome assembly. Lineage: Eukaryota; Metazoa; Chordata; Actinopteri; Labriformes; Labridae.
CAGUUAUCUCCCAGUAAGUGAAGACUGCUGGACAUCUCAGAUCUGUCAGCUGGUCUUACAAUACAAACAGCAUGAGACUGGUUCUUCCCAACCCAGGGCUGGAUGAGAGGAUUCCCUCUCAUGAGGACCUGGAGAGGCUGGAAAAGGAGACCGCUGCUGACAGACCCAAAUGGGACAACAAAGCCCAGUAUCUGCUCACCUGUGUGGGUUUCUGUGUGGGACUGGGCAACGUCUGGAGAUUCCCAUACCUUUGUCAAAGCCAUGGGGGAGGUAAGCUCAUCUUCUCUGUCACUUAAAUAUUAAACCAAUAGAUCACAACCAGCUCUAUAGAGAGGAUAAAUGGAAAUUUGAAAAUGUCGUAUCUGAAAACGCUGUAAUACUCAGAAGUGGGUUUCAUGAGCUAUUGGCCCUGAUGUGGUGCGAGUGUAUAAUAUUAAAAAUUUAAGUUUUUAUCAAAAGUAUACAGUGAAAUUGAUUAAAAUCUUGAUUGUGGAUUAUGAUAUCAUUAUUAUAUUUGAAUUGCACUAUUUGGGAGUAGCAUUUUAUGUUUUGCAGAAAUGUCAAUUGUUUUGAAAAUCACAAAAAAAGUUAAUAAAAUAGAAAACAAAAUAAAGCAUAUUGUUUAUCAGCAGUUAUUUAUCAAUGCUUCGUAGGUGAGGUGUGUGAUGUUUUAUGGGGACUGGAAGUGUAAUGCAGAGGAUAAAAACUGUCUCAAAUUAGUGCAAAUAAAGUCUGUAAGCAGCCCAAUAAAACUAUGAUGCACCACUGAAAGCAUAUCAUGUGCACUUACAGCGAUUCAGGUUGAAUAUUAACCUGUGUAGUUAAAUGGACCAUAACAGGUUACAACUAGAAGAGUCAUUUACAGCAAAUAACUACUGGUGUGUUAAACUGCAUCAGCUGGUAAACCAGUUUCAUUUAUUUAUCUCUUUUUAUUCAGUUUUUAAUUGGCAGCAGAUUAAUGACUGUCACGACUAGACCGUAAGGCGGCCUUACAGAGCAUUAUCAGAGGACUGAAAAGGUCAGCUACAGGAGAGCUGAUGGACUUUCUUGAACUGACUAAGGUGGUUUCAUGUGUUUUUUUUUCUCCUAAAUUUGGGAGUUGGCUUUCAAGGACAGCAGUACACAUAAACAUAAACAAAUACUUUUCCAAGGUGUUGCCUGGGAGGUGCAAUGAUUUCUUAUCAAAUAGAUAUGAAGAGUUGUCAAGGGCAAAACAUGGAAAUAAUCCACUUGGGCAGCACACAUGCCAGCUCAGAACAAGUAGAAAUAACAUUGUAUUAUUCUCUGCUUGGGACAUUUGAAACAGAAAAAACAGACCUCCUUGACUCAUAAAAAAAAAACCGAAACAACUUUGAUAAACUAAGAUUUCUGUGAGGCUACAGCUACUUGAGACCUAGAAGCCUACCUUAUGCUACAUGUGUACGUCAACAUGCUAGCUACUAAAAUUGACAAUGGUAGCAUGACGUUAUUGUGCCUCCUGCAGCCUAUUUUCUGUAUGAACAAAAUCUUAUAUUUUAACCUUCCCACUGAGCAACCGAUAACUAUUAGAUUUCCUUUUUUAGACCCUGUGAGUUGCAUAACUGAUCUCCAAGUACUAAACAAAAUAAUUAUGAUAGCCAUUGAGCAAUAUACAGUGUAGUAUAGAUAUAGCCCAGAUUUAGACUUGGUCUAAACUUGGUCUAAAUUUAGACGUCUAAAAAAACAUUCAUUUUUAGAUUUGUGUUAGCCUGUUUUUAGACCAGUCAUCUAGGCUACAUUAAGACAUUUAUUAGACCUCUUUUAGACCAAAAAAUGCUAAAUGGGUUACUGGUGGGGCUACAGAGAGUCAGGUGAUUAUCAGAUGGAUUGACUUGCACCUUCAAGGAACAUAAAUCAGAAAAAAAAACCCCAAACAAAUGAAAAUUUGAUCAUUGGAGAAAUCACAGAUCGCUACAUAUGUUGUCCCUUUCACUAAAUCUGUCUUGUGUGAGAUGUGAAAAGCAACAGAAUGCAUUUGCUAAAAUAAAGGACAGAAAAGAAGAAGGAAAGUUCCCACCCAACAGAACAUGCAGGCCAGGAAUGCUGUAUUUACAGAAAGAACUAGUAAAAGAUUACUCAACUGCGAGCAAGUAAAGUGCAUUAUGCAUUUGGUCAGUGGAGUGAAGAGACUUUGUAUCUUUAACUUGCUGUGAGCCCUCAAGCACUGUUGAGAUAUGAUUAAAACAAACAUCCCAAGAGGGCAACAAUCUCAGUGCCAUGGAUGUCAAAGUGAAACACAAGCAUUCAGGAUCGUCUGAUGAUUGAUCCCAAACAGUUAACAUUUAGCCAGAGCUUUCAGUCACAUCUGUGGCUGAAUUCAUCCUUAACAACAAGCUGGAAUGACACAACACUUUCCCAAGAUAACCUGACUCAGAGAGGAAUCCAACUACUUGUUUGAGUCAGUUUUUCCAUAUCAGCUGAUUUAAAUCUGUGCUAUCUGCUGACGUCUGCCAUACACACAUUUAGCCCUGAACCUGACCAUCAUCAUGCAAGAUAACAAACCCAUAAAAGUGAUUACUUCCUUUUAAUUGUUCAUAUGAUAGUGUGAUAUCUGAUCUUCGAAAAACUAAAAUGAACUAAUCAAGAUAGGUAUAUAAGAUGACAGUGUUUUAUACUUUGUGGAUGACAUUAAAGGCUGUUUGGUGACCAGACAUGGUAGCAGUCAAUUCAGUGUAUCUGUGCAAACAAACACAUCUCCACUAUCUCUGCAGUUAUCUGAGCUUAUGUUGGUGUGUCCCCCCAGGUGCUUUUAUCAUCCCCUUUAUCAUCCUACUUGUCUUUGAGGGCGUCCCACUGCUGCACCUGGAGUUCGCCAUUGGCCAGCGCCUGAGAAAGGGCAGUGUGGGAGCAUGGGCUGCAAUCAACCCCUAUUUGGCUGGAGUUGGUCAGUUCAUACCUGGAUAUUUUAUUGAUCUUUUUUUUAUUUAAGUUUUGUCUGGUCCAGGAGAUAUUUGAUCAGUUUUAGGCACGUUUCAUCCAUGAACUAAUUUGUUAUGGACUCACUGUACAGAAGUUCUGCAGGUUGAAUCAUGUAAGAUUCAUAUAUUUUUACCUUUCUGUCACAGGUAUUGCAUCCAUGACUGUUUCAUUUUUGGUGGGCAUGUACUACAACACCAUCAUUGCCUGGGUGAUGUGGUACUUCUUCCACUCUUUCCAGGACCCCCUGCCAUGGAGCCAGUGUCCUCUCAAUAAAAACCUCACAGGCAUGCCCCUCUUUUGAAGGACUUAUGUCUAAUUUGAUACACUAGUCUUAUUGUAAUCAAAUUGUGAACAGGGUGGUUGUCCUGCUUUUCCGUAUAGGUCUAGUGUCUGAAUGUGAACGCAGCACUCCAGUGGACUACUUCUGGUACAGAGAGACUCUGAACACGUCAGAGGCUAUCGAUGAGUCUGGUGGUCUGCAGUGGUGGAUAGUGAUUUGUUUGGUUACUGCCUGGAGUGUGCUCUAUAUCUGCUGCAUUAGAGGAAUUGAGACCACAGGCAAGGUAGGAUAUCCGUGGAACUGAUCUGUCAGUGUUAUUGGUUUGCAACAGGAUGGAGAAAAUGGGUCAUUAAAAUGUGAUUGGGGGAAAUUCCACAAAACAAUCACAGCUAACACAGUUGUUUCUCAUUUCAGUUUUUUAAGUUAAGGAUAAGCAAUAGAAUCAUUUAUAAUCUACUUAAAUCAAACGAACAACCUUCUUCCCUUCUUGCAAGACUUUUUCUUGAAGUAUCUGUUAUUCAAAACUUUUGAUACUUUUCUUCAAGGGUACAAACAGCCCCUUUAAGAUUUGUCUUUUCUGUCUAUCAGGCUGUUUACAUCACUUCCACUCUGCCGUAUGUGGUCCUCACAAUCUUCCUUAUCAGAGGACUAACUUUGAAAGGAUCGGUAGAUGGUAUCAAGUUCCUCUUCACACCAGAUGUAUGUAAAGCUAUGAUUAUAAUAGUAUUUUCACCUUGUAAUUAUGUCGUUAGCUUUAGAAAAUAAUAAUCUCUUAACGUUAUCCGUUUUAGCUCAAUGAGUUGGUGAACCCAUCUACAUGGCUGGAUGCAGGAGCUCAGGUUUUCUACUCCUUCUCGCUUGCCUUCGGAGGCCUUAUCUCUUUCUCCAGUUACAACCCUAUUCAGUAAGUCCACACUAUCAUAAAUAUUGAGUGUACAUUACUCAUAUUGUAAUCUUAUCAGUGGACAUUAACAGAAUAAAGGUAGACAGUAGAACAGUUAUCAAUCUGAAAUUAGACGAUAAGGUUUAAAGGAGAAUCAAGCACAUGUACAGGAAUUAUGGAAAGCACGUCUGUGGAUUCCUGUAAAUGUCUCAUAAAAAUUACACCCAUGCUGAGUGGACUGGUGUAAAGUGGUAAAAAAAUAAGCAAAUGAGCAAGUAUCAGUACUUCCAAGUUUGAUUUUAUCCUCAAUGUACAUAUACUAAGCAAUUUUGUGCCUAUCAUACAUCUAAAAGUGAUUAUCUUCUUUUUUUGUUUGUUUACUAUCUAGCAACAACUGUGAGCAAGAUGCAGUCAUCAUCGCCCUGGUGAACGGCUUUACAUCCAUCUUUGCUGCAACAGUCAUAUACUCCAUUAUUGGCUUCCGAGCAACAGAACAGUUUGAUGCCUGCCUGAACGGGUAUGUGUGUGCAAUAUUAAAUCAAUUUACUUUAUUGAGCAAUAAAGUGAAAGCACACAAAAGCAUGUCCUCCCAUUCCCACAACUCAUCAGUAUUUAUCAUCAGCUGACACCAAAAGGUGAUAUGUCAACUUCUCAGUAGUUCCACUUGUGGCAGGAUGUUGACAUCAGAUAACAUCUAAGACUUGUGUGGGUUUUAUUUCUUGCAACAUAAAUGCUGACAUUUCAGGGGGGUUUCCAGAACUCAUUUAUCUGUUUCUGGUAAGACUCAGUUCAGUCCUAGAUAGUAAACAACACAGAGGCUUGAGUCUGGCAGUGUUAAACCAAGAAACCAUGAUCAACUGGACUUACAGAGAUAUUAAGUUGGUGAAAGUGAUAAUUAAAAGAAGAAGAAAAAAAUAGGAUUGUGGGUAUCUUCUCAUAGCUGCAGCUGAAUCUAUCACCAAGUGGGGUAGAGACACUGGUGCUGGCUAUAAUGACGAGCUCUGAGGCCCAUAAAGUUGAUGCAGCUGAUGAAAUUACAGGUUUGGAUGGAGGGUUAUGUGUAAAAAAUAGCAGAAUUGAAAUGUUUGAUCUAGACAGACUGUUACUGGCACUUGCACUUUAUAUGGAAAAAAGUGGUCAGAUUACCAUCACUGGGAGUGCGAAAGUCAUGAUAGUGAUUGUGUUUUGACAGCUUUCUGCUCUCUGCAUGGACUGUUUGUCCCACUAAAUCUGCUGAUGCUUGAUUGGUCAGCACCACUCGCAAACAGACUGUAGCUUAAAAAAAAUACCCCUGAGUACAGAUGUUUCUUUUUUGGCAGAAUCUAAAAACAGAGAUUAGUUAUCUCCCAAUAGUUCUAUUGCAUUGUGUUCUGUUGUCUUUCAGAAACAUCAUGGAGCUGCUAAAUGCAUUUGACCUUGCUGAAGGGUCCAUCACUGAAAGCAACUACAAUGAAAUGCUGCAAAAUCUCAACAGCACAGUCUCAGGGUCAGGGAUCAUUGAAGGGCUGGGCCUCAACAACUGCAGCCUGCAGACCUUCCUCAGUGAUGUAUGAUAAAUUCAUGAGUAAUCAAAGUAAUUCAAUCCCUGUCUCAGUUUUUUAAAAAGUCCUGUGAGCUGAUUGUUCACUUUGGUUGUAGGGAGUGGAGGGAACGGGUCUGGCCUUCAUCGUGUUCACUGAGGCCAUCACAAAGAUGCCCUUCUCCCCUCUGUGGUCUGUCCUCUUUUUCAUCAUGCUCUUCUGCCUUGGCCUCUCUACCAUGUUUGGAGCCAUAGAGGGGGUUGUAGUUCCUCUGCAGGACCUUAAGAUCUUUCCAAAGAAGUGUCCGAAGGAAGUGGUUACAGGUGAUUUAUUCAAGAGACAAGCAAGAUCCAUGUGCUGAAGAAACAUUCAUUCAUACCAUGCAACAGUUGUAAACAGGUCAUAUGUGUUCAAUGUCAUUUCAGGGAUUGUUUGCCUCGUAUCGUUCUUGAUUGCCCUUAUUUUCGCUCUGCGGUCUGGCAAUUACUGGCUGGCGCUCUUCGACGGCUUUGCAGGCUCCAUCCCUUUGCUCAUCAUCGCCUUCUGCGAGAUGACUGGUGUGGCCUACCUGUAUGGAAUGGACAGGUAAGAAACCAAAGCAGCUGUAUUGGGGCGGCAGUAGCUCAGGAGGUAGAGCGGUCGUCCAAUGACCAGAAGGUUGGCGGUUCGAUUCCCCCCUAAUCCAAGUCUGUCCGUUGUGUCCUUGGGCAAGACACUUAACCCACCUUGCUCCCAGUGUGUGUCCUCCACUGGUGUAUGAUUGUGAGUGUUGUGUGGUGGUGGUCGGAGAGGCCGUAGGCGCAGAAUGGCAGCCACGUUUCCACCACCACCAAAGUGUGACUGUGUGAGCGAAUGAAUGAUGUAUCCAAUGUAAAGCGCUUUGAGGGUCUCUGAUAAAGCGCUAUAUGAAAUCUGAUGCAUUAUUAUUAUUAUUAUAAGAAGACUGCUGUUUCAAAAUGUAUUACAUCAAGUGCCAAGUCCAGGUUGAUUGAGUCAAAAAUUACACCAUAACUGCAUCGUCCUGAGCCAGAUCUUUUCCUUUGUCAGGUUUAACGAGGAUAUAAAGUUUAUGAUCGGACACAAACCCAACAUCUUCUGGCAGGCCACAUGGAGAGUCAUCAGCCCUUUGAUCGUCUUGGUCAUCUUUGUGUUUUACUUUGUCACACAAGUCAGCGCUGAACUGACUUACAUCACCUGGAAUCCAAGCUCGGUAUGUUUCCCAUCAGUGGUCCGCUAAAAUGCUCCAAAUGAUCAGCACUGUUUGUUUUCAUGGAUUCUGAAUUCAACUCCUUGAUUUAUUGAACAGGCUAACUUCCCAGCACUGGUAUCAUUGACAUAUCCCAGCUGGGUCUACGUCAUCAUCUUCAUCCUGGCCGGAGUUCCCAGUCUUAUGAUCCCGGGGGUGGCUUUGUACAAACUGUUUCAGAGAUGCUGCUGCAAGAAAACCGGCUUUAACAUGAACUAGACGAUGUAUCCGCACCCAUGUGGAAAAACAUUUGUUUUAAUUUUGAGUUCAUUACAAAGACAAACUCAUGUUUCUUUCUGUUAAUGUUGUCAGAAAUAAAACUCAUCUUUUUCAGGGAAGUACUGUCAUCUCCCUGAAUCUACAUCUGGUGUAAACUCAAAAAUCACAAGGGACAGUGCAAUAUAUGUUAUUUAUUAUUCAAUUAACUUAUAUUAAAAAUAUAUUACAAUAUAUAUUGUAGAUAUUUUGUUUAUGUGUUUGCUUAUUGUACUGUAUCAAAAUUAAACCGUGAUAAACUGGCAUUUUUCUUGAGUUGUUCUUUAUUAAAUGAGAAGCUAAAUAAAUGGAUGCCAUGUAAAUUAUAUAAGUCUCCUAACCAGAUCCUACUCUCUAUUAAAGCAGUUAAUAAUCUGAUUUUUUUCAAGCCAUGAAAUUUGGUCCAUGAAAAUCCAUUGUACCAGAAAAUGGUCAGUUUGUUGCACGACACAAGUUAUUCAGAUUUUAUCAGGCUUUUUCUGAACUAUGGUGGCCUUAUAUGUGUUGUGUUUUUUCACUGUUCAAAAUAAUCUUAUACAUAUUAAUGUGUAAUAAAGGCUGUGAUGGGAUAACAGUAUGUUGGAAAAGGUGUCAUCACUGAUGGAUAAUGCUCUUGAUUUUGCAUAUAUAUGUGUGUCUGAGUGUAUACAAGUAGCUUGAUCUUCUUUGUGUCAAGGAUUCUGCUCUUUUCCAUUGAAUAUAACUGUGGCUGACCUUUAUUAUAUGAUGGCAGGCAAAGUUGUUAAUACAUGAAACUUACUUACUAAAACUGAGGGAAUGCAAUAAAAAAUGACUUUAAUUCAA